AUGGGUCCUACUCAAGGAAAGGAAUUGUCUCCCUAAAUGCGAGAUCGAGUGCUUAAGUUAUUCGCAAGAUUCGAUGUUGAUGGUUCCAAAUCAAUUGAAAAAUCAGAGACAAUUAAAUAUUGGAAGAGCAAUUUUGCCAAAUUGAACACUGAAGAAUUAUUUAAAUCUGUUGACACUGAUAACAGUGGAACGAUAUCUGAGGAAGAAUGGCUCAAUUUUUGGACAUCUGUGCUUAGAAGUGGUCAUACAGAGGAAGAUAUUGCUGACGAAGUAAUUGGAAAGCAUAGAGUCAGGGUCAUCAUGGGUUAAAUUCGAGAAUUUGGAUAAAAAAAAAGGGUGAAGUAAAUAUAUUAUAUAAUUAUAUAUAUUAUAUAAUAAUAUAUUGAGAAUAAAUUUAAAUUAGUUGAUGAUGUGUAUCAUUCAUUCAAGGACAGCAUGGAUGAGAGUUGUUCAGAGGAGUGGAUUAUUAUUUUGAGUGAAAAGGGUUGGAGAUAGAUUGAAGACUAGAUUUAUUAUUAUUAUUAAAACUCACUUCAAUUGCUGAACCUUUUUGUUUUACAUAAUUCUGAUUAAUGA
Paramecium tetraurelia is the source of this 576-nucleotide messenger RNA. RefSeq lists its product as uncharacterized. Lineage: Eukaryota; Ciliophora; Oligohymenophorea; Peniculida; Parameciidae. Gene Ontology annotation, molecular function: calcium ion binding. The record is from RefSeq and is a predicted model, not a curated record. The transcript has 4 exons.